AUGACAAGAGAUUAUAACUUAAACUCUCUUCCGAGGCUCUUAUCGCCUCUUAAAAUAUUCUUUGGCAAUCUCUCGCCUCUGUUUCGACCGAUAUAUUGGCUAUUCUUCAACAUGCCAUAUAUCGGUUACUUUUAUUUUACCGCGCCUUUCCUAAUUAUUAGGAACAUUGUUGGCCCGGGCAAUGGGCAACAGAGACAGGCGAUUUAUCAGGGCCGUUCCUCCGGGUUCCUCAUGCGGCGCGAGACGAAGAAAACAAUACGUCACGCGCCCGUGUGGGGAGGCUCUGGAGAAUAUUAUCGGGGUCCUCCAUUGAUAUCGACGUGUGGCACGCUGUUGGACUGCAAGGCUGUCCGUCCAACUUCGCAAGCUCUCGCCAAGUCAUGGCGCGAGAGCCAUCCCCUGGCAUGCACAAAGCUGUGCAAUGGCUCCGGGCAACCACGGGGUGGUUCGCAAAAUAUGUAA
This is a messenger RNA of Paraglomus occultum, 462 nucleotides long. The record is from the annotation of a GenBank genome assembly. NCBI's taxonomy places the organism in Eukaryota, Fungi, Glomeromycota, Glomeromycetes, Paraglomerales, Paraglomeraceae.